AGAACACACCUCAUCUUCCUUCAUGCGGCGAGCUGAGAAGUGAGGAUCAAGCUGCCAGUCAUUGUUAGCAGAGAACAUUUCCAAUAUAGUUGUUGAUUAACCAAUAGAGCAGAGUGUAAAAAUGGGAGCUGUGCGUGUUAUCAACGACGACAAUCAUUUCCUUGGGGAAAUGAGUCGCGCGGGGACGAAAUUAGUCGUCGUCGACUUCACCGCGACCUGGUGUGGCCCAUGCCAGAGAAUAGCACCGAUCUUUGAGCAGCUCUCAACAAAGUAUCCAAACGCUAUAUUCCUAAAAGUUGACGUGGACAAGUGUGCUGAAACUGCUGCUGGUCAGGGAGUCAGUGCCAUGCCAACUUUCAUCUUUUACCGUAAUCGCACCAAACUGGGCUCAUGCCAAGGGGCAGAUCCAACAGGCUUGGAGACCAAGAUUCAGCAGUAUUAUGGAUCAGGAGAUGCAGAAGAAACAGAGGGGCCAAUUGCUGGACAUAUGGAUCUGAGCACAUUCAUUAUGAAGGGGCAGUGCGAAUGCCUGAAUGAAUCCGAUGAGCAUCCGUUUUUGCAAUGCUUAUCUUCAGAAGGUGGUUACCUGGAAAGUGACUGUGAUGAACAAUUGAUAAUAUCAAUUACUUUCACACAAGCUGUCAAGGUCCAUUCUCUAAAAAUUAAGGCACCUGUAGGCCAAGGGCCUAAGAACUUGAAACUUUUCAUAAACCAGCCGAGAACCGUUGACUUUGAUAUGGCAGACUCUUAUACCAGUGUACAAGAUGUUUCGUUGAAGGCAUCGGACCUCGAGGAAGGAAAUCCAGUACCUCUACGCUAUGUCAAGUUCCAAAAUGUACAAAAUCUUCAAAUCUUCGUCAAAGACAAUCAGGGUGGCAGCGAAACAACGCGAAUUGAUCAUCUGGUGAUCAUUGGUUCGCCAAUCUCAACGACCAACAUGGGCGAAUUCAAAAGAGUUGCUGGUAAAAAAGGGGAAAGUCACUAAUGUAUAAUUCCUGGUUAUUUAUAGACCAAAACUGAACCACGCGAUGUCUUCUGGUAAUCAUAAUCAACAAAUAGAUGAUCAAGAAUCAAUUCAUGCAAAACUUGGUGAUUCGAGAAUUGCCUACUGAUAUGACAUUGCACCUUGUUACAAAGUCUAUUCAAAUAUAUUAACCAGCAUACUUAAUGAUGAUAUUUUACUACCGAAAAAACUUUUUUUUUUAUUAAAUGGAUAUAAAUCCAUAUUUAAAACAAUCUUUAUAGGUCCAAGUUGUAAAAAUUGAGAGGCAAUUAACCAUUGUACUAGUGUGAUAAAUCUUUAACAUUGUUGGUUCUUGCUCUGUGUACAGCUACAUGAGUAAUUUUCAUGUGUUUUUCUUUAUACUUUGCAAAAUGGGAAUGCAUUUGUUUGUACAAAAACAAGGGUGAAUAAAUUUUGAAUACUUGGGUGAACUACAAGAAAAAAUAUCCGUAUAUAUAACGACCACUGCCUCCAGACAUGAUUGAAGUCCCAAAAUUAUUGAGCUUUUGCUUCAUUGGCUGAUGAUUAAAACUGAUUUAUCAUGAUGUAGUGUAGUGGUGAUUUGAACUUUUCUUUUGCUGAAGCCGAACUGCUUCGCCACUGGACAUUUUGCACAGUCACUGAUUACCGAUAACUAUGAAACUGCAGUAUUCAUAAUGCGUUUGUGAAAGAAAAUUUGAUUACAACCACUACAUAGUUUAUUUGUACAAAGGCUGAUGAAAUCAAAUAAAUUACAAACCUCUCAUAUA
This is a messenger RNA of Neodiprion virginianus, 1752 nucleotides long. It is a transcript of the gene Txl, whose product is annotated as thioredoxin-like protein 1. The record is from RefSeq and is a predicted model, not a curated record. Lineage: Eukaryota; Metazoa; Arthropoda; Insecta; Hymenoptera; Diprionidae. The transcript has 4 exons. The coding region runs from base 122 to 985 and encodes 287 amino acids.